Oppiella nova is the source of this 738-nucleotide messenger RNA. NCBI's taxonomy places the organism in Eukaryota, Metazoa, Arthropoda, Arachnida, Sarcoptiformes, Oppiidae. The record is from the annotation of a GenBank genome assembly.
AUGGAUUGGAACAAUUGGAACAUUUCUGACGAGUGGCCGUUUGACAACACCAUAGCCGACAGUGAUAUGUCUGUGAACGACCUGUCCAGUCAGCCCCUGGCCCAGUACUCGUACGCCCAGCCCCAGUGUUCAUACACCCACUGUAAUAACCCGACCUCAUCGAUGAACAACACGGUGUCGUGGAAUGGGGUCUUACGACUGGUCCUAUUCUCGCUGGUGUCCACAUUGGGCUCAAUGGGCGGUAUAUUUGUGAUAUCGGCCAUCACUGUCAUCGACACAUUCCAAGUGCGGGGCAAUUGUUUCUUAGUGUGUCUGGCGUUUGGACACCUCUUGGUCACCAUACUGGUGGUGCCCGCCUCUGCUGUGGCCAUUAUGGCCGGUGUGCCCGACGACCCCAGUAUAUGUCACUUCCAAUGGCUCACAACACUGGCCUGUCUUAUAGUGUCCGUCCUUUCAUUCAUGUUUAUGGCGAUCGACAACUACUUCGGCUUCGGCUCAUUAGUCACAUACGACUUGUGUUGCACUAAAUGUCGCAUUGUUUUCAUAAUACUCAUGAUAUGGUCGGUGGCCAUCGUUUUCCCUAUCGUUCAACACGUCUACAACUUUGGCCCCGAGUUUUGCCCCGACAGACGCAAACUCACCAUUUGGUUAGACUUCCAUCCCUACGUUCUCGGUAUGAACCACACACCCAAACACCUACUCUUCCCAUAUAUCCAUACUUUGAUCCCAUUACCAUGA